Messenger RNA from Megachile rotundata (alfalfa leafcutting bee), 2756 nucleotides. RefSeq names its product LHFPL tetraspan subfamily member 2 protein. Lineage: Eukaryota; Metazoa; Arthropoda; Insecta; Hymenoptera; Megachilidae. Gene Ontology annotation, cellular component: membrane. The record is from RefSeq and is a predicted model, not a curated record.
UUUUUAAACUUCAGUUACCGCGUAUCGCGCGAAUUUCUACAGGUUGCGGAGCAUUCCUUCCUGUCAGGAAGUCUUGUAAAAAUACCGUGAGUCACUCGACACGUGCCAGACAAUAGUCAAGAUUUCCUUUGUUAGUUACCAGAAAAUCAAUAGAGAUUCAUAAUACAACGCGGAAGAGUUUCGGUUUACUCCUCGCGAAUAAAGAUGCCCCGUAAAUCGGUGACCAUUGACCGGAAACGUGUGAUUUGAAUUUACGAGCGUCAAGUUCGCACUGGCCGUCGACUUACGCCCUUCCGAUAACGAGCUGCUGGACAGAGGACCCAUUGCUGGAUGACUAAUGGCCAGAGUCUGCCGUUCAGAAACUAUAAGGAGGGAGAAAGAGGAAACGUAUCGUAUUCCGCGAUGCCCGCCUCGAGGAAGAAGUUCACGAGCAGCGCGGAAAUUUCAAUUUCUUCUUCAGCGAUGCCUCCGUGCUUUUUCGUACCUCCGACGACUGCGAUCGACGAUGGAAUCUCGCGUCGAAUUUCCAUGGGAAAUUCUUUGGAAUUUUAAUUCGAUAAGUCGAGUUAAUCGACAGGUCGGCCGUUCGAUCCGUUGAAUUUCGAGGCCUCGUUUAUAACCUGUUGUCUCUCUCUCCCCGCGUCGAAUCAAACUUCGAAAAUUAAUUCAGUAAGGGGACUGGCGGCGAGACAAUGGGCCCCUACUACGCUCCGUUAAGGCGUGGCAAGCCACAACAAUGAACGCAACGAUUAAAAUGAAAAAAGAAAAAAAUAGGGACUCUGUUCGACGAACACCAGUCAGCCUACACGCGAGCUUUGAUGCUUGUUAUCUCGUUGGUCCUCUUUCGAACGGUCCAAUCUAACUUGAUCGCUAUUUAUUAAUGCAUAUUAUACACGUGAAUUUCAAGAAAUCUUUUCUUCAAAAUAACUUUUUAUCUCUUUUCCAUCGAGUCUUAUAUAAACGUUGCGAAAGGGUCAACGACUUAUUAACCAAACUACGUGUCCCGCUUCUCGAGCCAGAUGUUCGAUGUUGAAACUAUGUAUCGUCUAUUGAGGCCACAUUUUCUGAAUCGCGGUGAAUCAACGUUUCCGGUGCUGGACAUUCAUUAAAUCCAAUGCGAACUCGAAGACAGUAUAAACACAAACAGCCAUUAAAUGACGCUCCUAAGUAAACUCGGUCUUGAGUAGAUCUCGAGGAGGUCGGGUGCAAGAAACGAUAAAAAUAAGACCGGCAGAUGUACAGCGUGAAACGAAUCUAAUUAAACAAGACUCCCCAUGUUACUCGAGGGUGACGUUGCUAUCGUACAACAUCUCUUUCCAUUUCGACAUUCUUAUCCGUCAAGAUAUAGAAUAGAAUACUUAUUGAAUUCUUUCUUCAAAUCUCCACAACUAUUUUCAAGAGUUGAUUCUUUUUACAUUCGGCGAGCAUCAACGUGAUUUACCGAUUCGCCACGCAGCGGUAACAUCAAAGGACGAAGCGGAUUUGCGGGUUUAAGACGCGAUUAAAAAAUCGUGAAGACCAGACGUAUUUCACAAAGGAAGGUUAUCUCGUAUCGCAUCAUCAGGAGACCCUGAACUUGGAUCGACAUAAAUUUAGAAGUAGAAGAUGGAUGAGCUUCGAAGGAGGAGCAACUUUCUGGUCGAUCUUUCAUGCCAUGUUUCGUAACGGUGAAGUUUGGGCUCGAAGGAUGGCAUAGACCCACACUCGAUCGGCAGCAUGUGCUAUGUGAUAGUCACUGGUCGUAGUUUGCUGUGGACGCUACUGUCCCUGGUAGCGUUAAUGGCAGUUUUAUCGGGCCUCAUCACUCCGAAAUGGCUCGUUGGUCCGCAGACGAUUAAAGAUACAAAAAACGGGUCCGAACUGUACGUGCCAACGGUUGGGAUAGUUAACCGCUGCAUCAGGCUGCAUGGGAAGACGCAUUGCGCGAAUUUCAACGUCGAUGGCUUCGCCACAGAUUCCAGCGUGUUUCCAGGCUGCUGGAAAGCCUCUUAUUUCUUCCUGACCCUUGGUCUGGCGAUUAUGGCGAUGACCGUGCUGGCAGCUCUGGUUGGUUGCUGUAUACAGAGUAUCGGCAGAAAAAGUAUCUUCAAUUUGGCUGGUGUGGCUCAAGUGAUUGCUGGAAUAUCGUACCUUCUGGGAAUGAUUUUGUAUCCCGCUGGUUGGGGAGCAGAAAGGGUUCAGAGGAUUUGUGGUCCAGAAGCAGAUGCUUUCUACCUCGCCGAUUGCUCUCUUGGGUGGGCCUUCUACAGUGCCGUGAUAGGGGUUGCACUGACAUUCGUCUGCGCGGUGAUCAGCGGUCAAGCGGAGAAGUCUACGGCGAGUGAUAAAGUUCAGGAUAAGAUGAACGAGGGAAAGACUUUGAUCUGUCUGGCGUGAAACGAGAAAUUCCAGAGGAAAACGUAUUUCAUUCGACAGCUUCGGAACGCCCUCCUUCGUUUACCAAGGAGCGAAAGACGAAGUAAAUCGGGGCGUUUGAGGAGCAUAUAUUUCCUUCUUCUUCUUGGACUCGCCGAUUUCGACGAGAGGAACGGAGGAAAUUUGUCAUGGGACCAAGAUGAACCCGUGUGCCCUAUCGAUUAUGUACUUAUUACGGAAUAUUCUGUGCCAAUCGUUGUUUUCACAGUCCUUGUUAAUUAAUUUUGCCGCUGGAACGAAAGAUAACUGUACACUUCGAUACGCAUAAAACAGAUAUGUAUAGGAUUUAAAGGACAAUGAGUACAGUACUGUAUAAGAAAUAAAAUAAGGAUAUUGUUAAA